Molecule: messenger RNA, 4851 nt
Organism: Geodia barretti
Lineage: Eukaryota; Metazoa; Porifera; Demospongiae; Tetractinellida; Geodiidae
Source: the annotation of a GenBank genome assembly
UGCAGUUUUUUGCGAAGAGAGGCAGCGAAUGCGAGGAGGAAAGCCAUGGAAGCCCCUAUUCAGAGCUCGUCGGUGGACGGCCAAGCCUUCUGUGGAAGCCGCGGGUUCACCUCUGCUGUUGGCGCAGAAGGCACGAGCUCUGUAGGUGGAGUGGCCCCUCCCCCCUCCUCUCUGCCAGUGCUAGCUCCACCAGCACUGGGGGUUCGUGACAUCACUCCCUCUUCUCCUGGCCUCACUGUCCAGUCAGGGACUGUCACCAACGUCUCAUCUCUGCUGGUGGAGACUGAGAGUAUCACAGCUGUCCCUUCCCUCGCCACUGCUCCCCCUCCUGUCCCCCACACUGUUGAGAUUAACCCUUUAGAACUAUCGUCUCCCCUCCCUUCUCACUCUGACACCCUCCUCACUCCCAUCUCCUCGUCCGCUCUCGGUGGUAACGUCACUGGGAUUGGCUCUGUUACUGCCACACCCACUGCUUACACUACUGCUGUCAUGACGACUGCUACCACGACGACCAGUAUGACUCCUGUUCGCCUGACAGGCCAGUUGCUAGGCAAGAGAGUGCGGCGACAGUCGUCCAAGUAUGAAGACUAUGACCAACAAACCCUUUCAGCUAAAUCCAGCCCCACCUCUCUGACUGGGGUCGAGCAGCCAGCGGCCAAGACAGAGAGGAUGACGACCACCAACCAGCUGCAGUUCCUGCUGAAAGCCACGCGAGCUCUCUGGCGGCACCACUAUGCCUGGCCGUUCCAUAAACCUGUUGAUCCGGUUGCCCUAAGCUUACCAGACUAUUUCCAGAUAGUCAAGAGGCCAAUGGACAUGGGGACUGUAAAGAAAAACCUAGAGAACUGUAUGUACAGCUGCUCAAAGGAGUGUAUCCAGGACUACCGGCAAAUGUUCAACAAUUGUUACCUUUACAACAAACCCACUGAUGAUGUAGUAAUGAUGUGCCACGAGGUGGAGAAGGCACUGGACAGGAAACUACAGGACAUGCCUGCACAGGAGGUGGAGGUGCCGAUUGCAGUCAAGGGAGCCAAGAAGGGCGGCAGUGGGAAGAGACGAUUGUCUGCAGUGUCCCAGUCUUCCCCUGCCUCUACCCCUCCCCACUCCACCACCCUCCUCCCUACCUCCUCUCCCUCCCUUCUCCCCACACCCUCUCCUCUCCUCUCUGCUCAUACUGCCACCUCCACCACUACCUCUCUUCCUGGUACCACUCCUGUUGUUAAGGCCCGUCGCGGUGUGAAGAGACAGGCAGACUCCACCACUCCCUCAACAGUCCGGCCGAGUCCCUCUUGCGUAAUCCCGCCUCUCCCCCUCGUCCCCCAGCGGAGAGAGAGCACUCGUACCAUCAAGAGACCCAAACUAGACCUCCCUGGAGAGGCAGACUACCCUCAAGCCAAUAGUAAGAAAAGGCCGCUUUCUGUGCAGCUGAGAUUUUGCCAGCAGAUACUCAAGGACAUGUUGUCACGGAAACACCAGGCCUAUGCCUGGCCUUACUAUAAGCCGGUGGAUGCAGCUGCACUUAAUCUCCAUGACUACCACGACAUCAUCAAACAGCCGAUGGACAUGAGCACCAUACGGGAGAAGCUGGAGGAGCGGGAGUAUGAUGGACCUGAGGAGUUUGCAGCUGACGUCAGACUCAUGUUCACUAACUGCUACAAGUACAACCCUCCGGAGCACGACGUGGUGAAGAUGGGCCGAAGGCUGCAGGAGGUGUUUGAAUUGAGAUAUGCCAAGAUGCCCGAGGAGCCCCCUGCCCCGCCCACCAAGGCUGUCCUGAUGAAAGCAGGGAAGGGAGGAGUGAGUGAAGGAUCUGACCAGAGUCCUUCGGAUGCCAGUGGGGAGUCCAGCUCCUCUGAGGACAGCGAGAGCGAGUCUGAGAGAGCCAGCCAGCUCAGCUACCUUCAGAAACAGGUCAUGAUAGUACAUCAGCAGCUAGCAGCUCUCGCUGGUGGAAAAUCCUCCAAGAAACUAGCAGACCUUCCCUCAGUCAACAUGGACGAGGGAGACCCUCUAUUUAACCCCAGUCAUCCCAACGUCGGUGGUGCCGUGAGGAAGAAGAAGAAGAGCAAAAAGGCGAAGACAGAGACUAAAAAGGCAGUUGUUCCACAGCCUCCGCCAGCCAAGAAACCAGUCAGCAAUAAAGGUGGGUCCUCAUCGAGAAAGAAUGUCCUUGCGGCCCACAGUAGCGACGAGGAGGGAGACUGUAGACCAAUGACGUACGAUGAGAAAAGGCAGCUCUCUCUGGACAUCAACAAGAUCCCAGGAGACAAGCUGGGUAGAGUGGUCCACAUCAUCCAGAUGAGGGAGACAUCGCUCAAAGACACCAGUCCUGAUGAGAUUGAAAUUGACUUUGAGACUCUCAAACCUUCCACUCUCAGGGAACUGGAGAAAUAUGUGAAUUUGGUUCUGAGGAAGCAGAAGAGGCCGUCAGCUAAGGCAAAGAACAAAGUGACUGAUGCUGCCAAGAAGAAGGCAGAGUUGGAAAAGAGGCUACAGGAUGUGAGUGGCAAACUGAGCGGAGGAAAGCUGGCCAAGGCACGUGGAGAGAAUGGGGGGAAGGGGAUGUCGGUAGCAGCAGCCAGCCAGCACCAGUCACGGCUCUCUGCCAGCUCUUCUUCCUCCGAGGACUCAGAUGAUGAUGAGUCGUCAUCCUCAGGCUCUGGCUCCAGCACCAGCUCUGACUCUGAGACCGAGAAAGGUCCUCAAUCAUGAACCUCUGACUCUCUAUCACUUACGUUAUGUAGAGUGGCAUGUUCAGUCUCCUCUUCCAAUGAUCAAUGUCACUAGAACACUGGCACUCCUGCCACUGGUUUAUCAUCAAUCACAUAUUUUUCCUGUGUACCAUCUGUUGCGAAAUAUAUGAGAAUUCAUUUUCUUUCUCUAUUUAGAACCACACAAUGAAGACAAAUCAAGUGCCCCCAAAACGAAGCAACCAGCUCUAUUAAAGAGGCCAUCAGCAGCUGAUAUCAUUGGUCGCCGCUCACAACAAACACGUUCCUCGCCACCUCUCUCUAUUGCCCCUCCCACCAAGACUGAGAAUCUCAAUAAGAGCCCACCAAUCAGUCCUCCUCUAGAUGUGUCCAGUCCACUCGACCCCCCCACCAAACACUCCCUCCUCUCCACCGCCUCCAACUCAGUCUUUGAGCAGUUCAAGAAACAGGCAUUGGAGAAGAACGAGAGGGACCGACUGGCAAGGCAACAGGAGGAGCAGAGGAAGGAGCAGAGGAGACAGGCUGGGCUGGAGGCUCAGAGGAGACGUGAGGAACAGCAGAGCCAGCCUUCCCCCUCCCAUCAGUCCCAGUCGCCCCCGGCAACACCAUCUCCAGCUGGCAGUGUGGAGGAUGCGGAGAGCAAGCAGAAGCAGCGGGAGAGGCAGCGAGAGGAGCAGCGCAGGAAGAGAGAAGCAAUGACAGCCAAGAUCGACAUGACUCAUCAAAGUGACAUUAUGAUCCAAUUCGAGAGGGAUACCUUCUCCUGACUUCUACUGUAGUGAAAGUGUAUGAUGUCAUUGCUAAUCAACCAUUGUAUCAGCCUCUGGAGUGAUUACUGUGCCAAUUGUAGCAACUCCACUUAUCAAUUUUGUGAUUGUGUCAUUCUCAUGUUAUCAACCUUGUCAUAAUUCUCUUUGUUGUAUAAUGUGAAAAGAUCAAACUGUUAUAAGAAGGCAACAAAUGUCACUAAUAUGAGAAAUGUACAAAGAUGUGAUGUAGUGGUGAAGGUGGUUGUGUGUGUGUGUGUCUAGUCGUGCCUCUGGUCCCCCAGCAGUGAGACCUCUUCCUGGACGUCGGGAGCCAUGAGCUGCUCAGGUCUGUCUUCUCCUCCGCCAGACCACAUCUGACCUCCUGGAGUCACCUCAGACUCUACCAUGGUCCCCACUACAGCGGAGUCUCCUUCCCCACCUCCGGCCUCAGCUAUUGACACACUCACCUGGAGGAGGUGGUUGUUGUCCAGACUGUUCUCCAGAGUGUACAUCUCAGCCUGCUCCAAGACCUCACUCCCCGGUGUCUUCAGAGACAGGUCCAUGCUGGAGGAAGGCGGGGCCAGUGAGACAGGGGGCGCGGCUGCUGAGGAAGCCUGGCUCCUGGUGCUAGCAGCCUCACUGGUGAUGGUAGUCAGCAUGGACGAGUCUGCUGGCUGUGUGGUGGUGCUGGGUACAGAACUGUCCUGUGAGCCAGCAAUCCCCUUCCCCUGCUGUGCUGCCUCGUUGGCGAUGUGCUGCAGCAAAAGAGCCUGCAGCUGCUGUAACUGCUGCAGCUGCUGGAAUUGUGCUGCCUGUGACUGGCUGUCAGAGCCUGCCUCCUGGCUUUGCUGAGUCAGCAGCUGCUGCUGCUGCUGAAGCAGUAGGAGAGCAUGCAGUUGCGUUAGCUGAGUCUGGGUCGCAGACGGAGCUGCCUGUGCAGUGGUAGAGGAAGUGACGGCAGGUCCUGUCGCUGGUUCUGAUGAUAUUGCAGAGCUCUUGGCCUCACCAGCUGGAGAUGAGGUUUGGCCAGAAGUCUGAGAGGACAGUUGCUGGAGGAGAGACAACUGGUUGGCCAGCUGGACCUGCUGCCUCAGCAGAGGGUCUUCUUCCCCACUGGCCACCUGGUUCACCAGCAGGGACGUGGCAGAAGAAAUGGAGCUGCUAGAUCCAAAGUUCUGCAGAUGCAGGAGAAGAGCCUGGCAGAAAGUGUCCAGAGAGUGUGGACCUGUGUGCAGUAUCUUGUUCUGGAUGACCCAGGUGGUGAGGUCUGUGACCCACUCCUUCUGGCCAAGAGAGACAUCAACUCCACGUGCCCCACUGCCUUGCUGGAGCCUGUGAAUAUACUCGAUGGUCAUCUCCAGGAUCUCUGCCUUGUCCAGCUUCUUGUUCCC